GCACUGCUAACCUGGAAUCUUUCCUUCUAAACUUCACCAUCACCAACUUACUCUAUGCAGAAGACAUGGGGAACCCAGGUUCUGACAAAUUCAACUCUACAGAGAGGGACCUUCAGCUCCAGACCUAUGAAGAAGAGAUUUGCAGCUGGAGUGGAUUCCCUGUGUACCCAUCACAUUGUCCCUGCCAACCCUGUCUUGGACAGAGAGAAGGUUUACUGGGAGCUGAGCAGGGAGACACAUGGUAUCACCAGGCUGGGUCCCUAUGCCCUGGACAAGGACAGUCUUUACCUUGAUGGUUAUAAUGAACACAGAUUGGUCAAACCUACUGCCAGUAAUUAUUGUGCCAUCCAAUUCCACCAUCAGCCAUCUGUUGGUCCUAAGCCUUGUUCCCUUCCUGACCCCAGAGGUUCUGCAGUAACUACACUCAUCCCAGCAACAUCUGUCUCCCUCACCAUUUGCCAGCACCACAGCCCAUGGCCACAGCCUGGAGGCAUUCACCUCGAAUUUCACCAUCAAUAA
Molecule: messenger RNA, 519 nt
Organism: Phascolarctos cinereus (koala)
Lineage: Eukaryota; Metazoa; Chordata; Mammalia; Diprotodontia; Phascolarctidae
Product: mucin-16-like
Source: RefSeq, a predicted model, not a curated record